AACUUCAUGAUCGUGCUUCUCUGUAGGCACUGGUUAUGGCAAAUUUGGGGAAAUCGAUCAGCUCCGAUUAGGGUUUUCCGUCCUCCAGAUCAAGGUCGAGGAUGCUCUACAUCUCUUCGUAGAGGAGGAAGAGAUGGUGUUCUGGUAUCGACUUCACCAGUCCAAGCUCCGUCACGCGUCGAGCUACAUCAAGUCAUGCUACGCUCAAUCCGUCUACGCUUCGGCGCACGAUUGCGCUGCUUCGAGUGCCUCCAUCGGCGUGAAGCCGGCGCCUCUCGCCGAUAUCCGCCGGCGACCCACCGAUUUCUGCAGCAACGUGAGGUUCUUCGCCGCGCCAGUUCAGGCUAGGCCGAAAGAGGAUGCUAAGGACUCCAAUGCGCCGUGCCUGAAUGAGAAAAUUAAAGCGAGCAUAGUCAGGGUUGUAACAGACGAAGGGCAUUUUGUAGUCUCAAUCCAUGAAGCACUUCAACGAGCCAGAAAACUCAAUCUUGAUCUAGUUGAGGUUCAGAAAAAUGCCAAUCCACCUGUUUGUAAAAUUAUGGACUUCCAUAGGGAGAAGUACAAACAGCAGCUGAAGGAGAAGGACCGUGCUAAAAGUCAGUCAGGGGUGACUCUACGAAAAGGAGAUUGCAAAGAAGUUCGUUUUACGGGAAAGACAGAACAGAAGGACCUAAAGAUGAAAGCAGAGACGGUUAAAAGGUUGAUGGAACGUGGCUACCGUGUGAAGGUACCUAAGAGUUGUAGGGCAAUGGGUACUGAAGAUCAGGAUUUGGGAGGAUUGUUAACUCGACUUUCUGCAUUGAUUGAGGAUGUAGCGGUUGUAGAAAGUGGACCAAGGGUGGAAAAGCAACAGGCUUAUGUCAUUGUCAGGCAUGCAAAGUUUGGUCCAUCUAAGAGUGGUAAGAAGCUAUUUGGAGAUACGAAACAAUACACGGUAGCUCGACCAAGUGGAGACUCUGAAGAUGAGGACCUUGGCGAAAAAGGCUUGGAAUCUGAGAAAGAGAUGCUUUCUAACAAUGGAAACGCUGCAGGCAGCUAUGCUGGCUGGUCAACUGGUGGCGCGAACUAUGGUUCCAAAGUGAACGAUAGGCCUGGAAGAGCUCCCUCUUCAUCAAACCCUAAUUAUUCAAUGAACAUGGGAGAGCCUUCCACAGAAACCGAGAACAGGUAUGUGAGGGGAGGAGCAAAUAAUAGGUUUACACAAUCUUGGAGCCAAGGGGCGAGAGACUCUGACAGGUUACAGCCUGAGGUUCCAAGGAGCCAAGAGGUCCCCAAUCAAAGAAGGCAAGAGGUUCCAUAUCAAAGGAGGCAAGACGUUCCAUAUCAAAGGAGGCAAUCGCCUUCUGAUACACGUACCUCACAUUUAACAGGAGAGUCUAAGCAAGUUGAGACUCCUCCCAGCCCCUCACGCUCGAGUUUUGGGUUAUUUAGUGCCCCUAGAAACAAUACUCCCGGCAAUCACGGUGAGGCACCAAAAGCUUGAGAGAAGUAGCAACGGACAAGCUUCUAAAUUACAGGGCGAUCUUCUUGCUUGAGAGAUAUAGUUAGGGCUAGUAAGGACUUUUGUGAGGCGAUUAGCUGCUUGUUGGUUAUUCAAGUUAUUAACCUAUUCAAUGCGCUGGAGGAGCAGGAUGCAACUUGGUCUCUGGUGGCGCUUGCGUGUUGAGACUCCUUCCAAACUGCUGUGAAGACAUUGCGGUGUUAAGAUUAAGACAGCAUUAUUUAAUUCUUAGGCUGAUUAUUCUUGUCAUUCCCUGUUGUAUGCUUCAUAAUUUUAUUCUGCAUGGGAAUUUUGGGGAGGACUAUUGUUGGUUCAUUUUUGAGAUUAUCCUCUCAAGUUUUCCAUGUAUUUGGGUACGUGCAAGUGAAUAAGGCUCACUCCCACAUCUUUUCUUUUCCUCUGAGAGCCUCUGAGGUCUGAUAUUUUGUUGUAAUCUGUUCUGGGAUUGGUGUCGGAUUGACCGGAAGAAAAAGAUCGAUUGAAAUGAUAAUCUUGUCGAUGUCGGGUUUGCCGGCAAAGGCUUUCGAA
Molecule: messenger RNA, 2029 nt
Organism: Syzygium oleosum
Lineage: Eukaryota; Viridiplantae; Streptophyta; Magnoliopsida; Myrtales; Myrtaceae
Product: translation initiation factor IF3-1, mitochondrial-like
Exons: 8
Coding region: 134-1483 (449 amino acids)
Biological process (GO): translational initiation; ribosome disassembly
Molecular function (GO): translation initiation factor activity; ribosome binding
Source: RefSeq, a predicted model, not a curated record